CAUUUGAAAGGCUGGAAUCUGGCAUUGACUAUUUUAAUCUUUCGACUUGUUUGCAACCAAUAUGCCGGAUAUUGAGGCGACUGAAACUGCGCAGGACUCAGAUUUAGUGAAUGUGUUUUUUGAAGAUUUAUCUGUGUUCCAAUGGAAAAUAUUAGUUUGAAAAAUGUUCUUAACUUAUAGCAAUUUAUGAAUUUUCACUCAAAAUAAAGUACUUAAAACAUUUAACCUAAAAAUUAUUUCUUUUAUCUUGACGUGGCAUUUGACUUGUAUUCGAUACUAGUUAUGUCUCGUCAUGAAGGUGUCAGCUGUGAUUCUUGUUUGAAGGGUAACUUUAGAGGCAAGAGAUAUAAAUGUCUGGUAUGUUAUGAUUAUGAUUUGUGUGCAACAUGCUAUGAAGCUGGAGCUUCUACUACUCGUCAUAAUGCUGAUCAUCCUAUGCAAUGUAUAUUGACAAGAUCAGACUUUGAUUUAUAUUAUGGAGGGGAAGCAGCAUCUGUUGAACAUCCUCAGUCAUUUACGUGCCCUUUUUGUGGUCGAAUGGGUUUAACUGAAUCUGCUCUGACAGAACAUGUUUCUGCUGAACAUUCUGAAUCGUCUGCAGAAAUUGUAUGUCCUGUCUGUGCUUCACAACCAGGUGGUGAACCAAAUCACAUGACUGAUGAUUUUUCUGCACAUUUAGCUCUUGACCAUCGGAAUAGAGAUAUUCAAGAUGAGACAAUUAGUUCAAGACAUGUUCGAAGAAUUCCACAUGCUGGAAGAGGAAUGAGCAGCAAUCGAGCUCGGAGAUCUCAGAUGCAAUUUACUUCAGCCGGAGGCUUAGCAUCCCUUUCUCCAAAUAAUAGAGAUUCAAUGGAUCCAAUAGCUGAGCUACUUUCACAGCUAUCCUCUGUACGUCGUUCCAAUCUUGCUCAAUCGAACACUACUUCCCAACUUCAACAGCUUCAGAUGCAGUUGCAAUUGGAACGGCAGCAAGCACAAAUGGCUAGGCAGCAAUUAGAAAGAUUGCCCCGUCGCCAAACUGUGACCACAAGCAUUUCUGCUUCAGCCGGUGCAGGGGGUAGCAGUGCGCUACAAACCCAUUUUACUGUUUCUCUUGAUUCUUCUAGUCCUUCAUCGGCCUCUUCUGGACCACAGUUCCUUUUAUCAAGAUGCACUGACCCCGUCAUUACUGAAGGUGAGCAAUUAGCCCAAGAAAUUGAGCAUGCAGAACGUAGUCUAUUUGUCCAAGAACUCUUACUCAAUACAUUAGGCGAACAAUUUAAUAAUGAAGAAUUAGACAGUCUUGUUAAAGUAAUUGAUCUGAAUUCAAACGGAGAAGAGGCAAACCAAUAUCCCGAUGUUAAUGAUAAUCACGGUCCUCGGAGAGAACCCAUAAGUGCCAUAGCAGAGUCUGGUUCUCACUCUGUGCAAUCUUCUAAUGUUGAAGAAAUACGGCAACCUCGAAGCAAAGAAGAGCCUCCAGCCCAGCGUCCUCCACAACAGGGUAGGAUUCAUAAUCGCGGUGCUGGCAAUAGUUACAAUAAUCCAAUUGGAAGAGGGGGUACAUCACAACGAGCUAACAACAGGGAUGCUUUGAGCAGCGGAGGAAGACCCAUUGGUAGGACAAGUAAUAGGGAAAGGGGUACAUCGCCUACUAGGAGAAAAGCUCUAAGACAAGUAGAUGAUAGAAACAAAACUACUGAGCCUCCACCUCCUCAUUGAUAUUUAAUUUGUCUUUGAGAGAAUGAACUUGAACUGCCUCUUUUUUCAUUGUGUUUCUGAGUAAUAAGACAUUAUUAGAACUUGAGGAACUUGCUUUCUAAAAAACAAAAACUACUUGGACUAAGAGAUUACAAAAAAUAAAUAAACACUUCAUUUGGCAUGCUGUUGUUUAAUUUUUAUUCAGCAUGUUACAUGUUUAACAAUGCAGAUUUGUCCAUAUAAAAACAAAAUCCAGAUUAAGUAUUUAAAUAAAGUUAUGUUAUGAUUCACCUUUUCUCAUUGCUGAAGUACAUAUUUUUGAGUGAAAAUGGUUUGUUGCAGUAUAGUGAGAAUGUAUUUACAUACUUGUAAAGCCUUGUAUACUCUAAAUUAUAAAGUUAUGCUUUAAAAAUCAAAAUAAAUGACAACAAAAAACUGUC
This is a messenger RNA of Parasteatoda tepidariorum (common house spider), 2120 nucleotides long. RefSeq names its product Potassium channel modulatory factor 1 (gene Kcmf1). Gene Ontology annotation, molecular function: zinc ion binding. Gene Ontology annotation, biological process: synaptic signaling. Gene Ontology annotation, cellular component: plasma membrane. The record is from RefSeq and is a predicted model, not a curated record. Lineage: Eukaryota; Metazoa; Arthropoda; Arachnida; Araneae; Theridiidae.